UUAAAAAGCCAAGCAGCCCCGGGCUGGCUGUUAGAAGCGGCGUGAGGUGCGUCGGGUGCGCGCGAGUGGGUUUGGGGUGCAGCGGGUGGUUCUGGUCUGAAGGGCGGCGAAAUCCCUGUCCUCCUCUGCGGCUCUGAUUUGGAUUUGUAAAGACGCCCGGAGCCGCUCCGCUCCUCGUCUCCGCCACCGCCGGGCGAAGGAACCUGCCCGCUCCCUAUCCUCAGUCGCCGCCGCUGCCACCAUGUCCAACGUGCACCUCUCUAGCGCCUCGGCUCUGGAGCGCCUGGCGGCUCGCCGGACAUUCCCCUUGCACGCUCGCACUGGGGUGUGCAGGAACUUGUUUGGUCCCGUGGAUCAUGACGAGCUCAACCGGGAGCUGAAGAGCAAGUUGCGGGAGAUCUGCGAGGAGGGCCAGAGGCGCUGGGGCUACGACUUCCAAACCGAGACGCCGCUGCCCGGGUCGGGCAGGCUGCAGUGGGAAGAGGUCGAGGGAGAAUCCGUGCCCGCUUUCUACAGGGAAACUCUACAGGUUGGGAGGUGCCGCUUCCCGGUGCUGGUGGUCAGAUCGACGCCUCCGCCGGGAGAUGAGGAGGCGCCUCUUGAGCCUGCUCCCCGAGACUCUCCCCAGGGGUUGGGGCUUUCUUCGACCCCCUCCCCGCUCAGCCCGCAGGGCAACGCGGUCGCCUUGGAAGGCACGACGUCGGCAGGCGAGGAGCGCCUCAGCCCGGAGGACAAGGCCGACCAGCGCCACAGCUACUCAGGGAUUAUAAUCAAGCCUGUCCCGUGUGCCGCUGCGGCUCUUAAAAGACCAUCGUCAACCAGCGUAGCUCACAUCACAGAUUUCUUCGCCAAGCGGAAAAGAGUCGUAGACAGAGCGGCCGGGGAUCCCACCAGCCCGUUGGCAGCUUCGGUCACGGCUGUGCCUAAUGAGCAGACGCCCCGGAAAAGGCUCCGAUGAACGAGAUUUUGCACUAUAUAACACCGAAGUGAUUGUUUCCUUGGAAACACAAGAGCUUGAGAGGCCCUUCCUCUCUGCGUGUCAAAGGGGCUGGCGAGUGAGACCAGACCAGCGUAAGGAAGAAGAGUGGCCUGUUUGUUUUUCGCUCCUCCUCUUCUACUUGUGCCCUGAAGGAACUGCUUGUACCUCCAUGUAGCAAAAGUGGCUGACUACAAGUCGCCUGACGGAGCAGUGUUAAUUUACAACUGUGCAAUGUAUUAUGUUUUAUAUCUAUUAAAAAAAUGUAUUAUGCCUAAUGUGAGUACACUGGCCAGAAGUGUAAAAGCU
Molecule: messenger RNA, 1285 nt
Organism: Python bivittatus (Burmese python)
Lineage: Eukaryota; Metazoa; Chordata; Lepidosauria; Squamata; Pythonidae
Source: RefSeq, a predicted model, not a curated record